Molecule: messenger RNA, 1317 nt
Organism: Dujonia railenensis
Lineage: Eukaryota; Fungi; Ascomycota; Pichiomycetes; Serinales; Debaryomycetaceae
Source: the annotation of a GenBank genome assembly
AUGGCUACUUCUUCAUUUUCUCUGUGGUUCCCAUCUUCGCUUCCUUCUAAAACAGUGUACUCUACUAUCGCUGCCUCAAAGGUAACCGGCUAUAGUAGUUUGAUUUCACUGGCUUAUUCAGUAGCUGCAACUGAAACUGACUCUUCUAAAAUUGAAUCCUUGGGAUAUGUGGUUAACGAAGCAUUAGCAUCAAUGUCUAUUGUAAGUGCAGCAGCCGUUACUUCAACUGCUACAGAUACUCAAGUGCUUGCACAAGCUAGGGAAGUUAUUUCGAAUUCUACCUUGUAUCUUGAAUACAGGUAUGACACUUUGAACAAAUAUAAAUAUGACUUGAACUUAGGUGCUAACGUUAUGUUCUGUGUUCUUUUUGGUGCAGCUGCAUUAUUCAACAUUGGUAUGUUAUGGAAGUCAAGGUAUCAUUGGUACAAUGUGACAUUUAUUAUAGGAACUUUAUUAGAAUGUAUUGGUUUUGCUGCUAGGGUUGUUGCUGUGAACGAUACUUCAAGUACAAUUGACUAUGCCAUUCAAUAUCUUUGUCUUACCGUUUCUCCAACAUUUUUAAUGGCUGGGAUCUAUUUCAUCUUUGCGCAGUUGGUGGUACUUCAUGGUCGUCAGUUUUCCCUUUUGAAGCCAAUGUGGUACUCAUAUUUCUUCAUCGGCUCUGACAUUUUAACCUUUUUUAUACAAAGUGGUGGUGGUGGAAUGUCAGCCAGUGCCAGUAAUGGGAGCGGGAAUCCUCAAACAGGAGUCUACAUAAUGGUUGGUGGUAUUGGACUUCAAGUGCUCUCAAUGACAAUUUUCAUGGGAUUUUGGUUCGAUUUCUUAGCAAAAACAUAUUUCAAACAUAGCCUUCACCUCGAAGACCACAAUGAACUUAACAAGAAAUCUUUCAAGAACUUUUUUAAAUUCUUAUUCAACACGAAAUCGGUCAGAUCUUACCGCUUUAACUCAUUGGAGAAGCUGUACAACCCUAAUUUUCAAGAUAUAAGGUCCGGUAGACUAUUCUAUUACUAUCCUCUUGUCAUAACCAUUGCCGUCAUUGCUAUCUAUAUUAGAUGUAUUUACAGAGUUGUUGAAUUGGCUGAAGGCUUUCAUGGUUGGUUGAUCACGAGAGAAUGGCCACUUAUGGUCCUUGAUGCUCUGAUGCUUGCAAUUGCUGUGCUCAUCACUAUUCCUUUCCAUCCCGUUCUUGUAUUCGGAGUGGUAAACAGAAUUAAACUUUCCAUGAUUAAGAAGAAAGCAGAUAUUGAACAAAAUUAUAAUGAGUACAAUAUGGAAUCAGGGUUGGUGCCAAAGGUUGAUUCUUAUGACAAUUAG